AUGAUAUGCAACUAGAAGUACUGUAGGUGAAAGUGAAAGUAAAGUGUGAAACUCCACCACCCUUUUCUCCAUUAUUUCUGGAACAGACGUCGUGUUACAUUCUGUUCGUUGACAAAUUAGCCUUUCGACUGUUUUGGUUUAUUUUUCUAAACUCCAAACAGUUGUAUUCACCAGUUACAAAUAGCUUUACCUUGGAGUCAGACUUGUUUUGUUGGUGAAAUGAAGACCUUUCCGACCUCGGUGGCCUGGUGUUUUGGGAUUCUGUUCAUCAGUGUUUCAUUGAUAACGACAGGGUUGUCUGAGGUUGUUGGAUCGGCUGACCCAGUCAUUGCCUCAGCUGGUGAUGACGUCAUUCUACCAUGUUCCCUGAAACCCAGUGUCAGUGCUGAGGACAUGGUAGUGGAGUGGACAGGAUUGGACCUGAAAGAAAACAGCGUGAAAAAAAUGGUUCAUUGUUACAAAGACGGUCGAGACUUCUAUGACGAUCAGUGUCCAUUCUACAGGAAUAGGACAUCAAUGUUUCAUGAAGAACUGAAGAAUGGCAACGUCUCCUUAAAGCUGACCAACGUUACUCUCUCUGAUGCUGGAAGAUACAGGUGCUUCCUUCCAACACUGAACAGCCAGGUGAAGGAAACCACCGUUCAACUCAUUGUUGGUGCUGUAUCUCAGCCAGUGAUCUCUAUUGUUGGAACUAAAGGCUGGGGGGUGGUCCUGAAGUGUGAGUCUGGAGGCUGGUGUCCUGAACCUGAGAUGGAGUGGCUGGACAGUUCUGGAACCAUCCUCCCUGCUGAUGGACCUCCAGAGAAACACAGGGACUCAGAGGACCUCUACGCUGUGAGACAACAUGUCACCGUGGACAAGACUGACACCAACAGGUUCACCUGUAGAGUUAAUCAGAUGAAGAUCAACCACCUGAAGGAGACAGAGAUUCAUGUCCCAGAUGACGUGUUUCCUAAAUCACAAGUAGGGUUGAUUGUUGGUCUAAUAGCAGCAGCUGUUGCAGUUCUUGCAUCUUUAGCUGGUGUCUACUGGAGAAAAUGUACUAAAGAGAAGAAGAAGUGGAAGAACUUAGAAGCAAAUUCCGGUGAAAAUCUUCUCCCUGAUCCUAAUUCUGUCCUGUAAGAGUCAAGAAGAAGUUGACUUUGGAAGGAUUAGCUGGAGAGGGGAGGAGCUGGAGAGGGGAGGAAGAGUUGCUAUAAAAAUAUAGCUGUGUUUCUGAGUAUAUAACUUGUGUGUGAUAUGAAGCUUGGUAAAGCUUUGAUAAACGUGUUAGUCAUUACUCUAUAAUCCACUUUCAGUAGUUAGUUCUUUACUUUUUGAAGUUUUACUACCCAUGUUUGUGUUAUGGGUUUAUAUCCAUUUCCUGGUUAUUCUAUAUAUGUUUUCCCCAUAAACAAUGUCUUUCUAAUCCCCCUCAGGAAUUGAUAGAGUUGAAUUGAAUGGAAUGAUGGACUAAAGUCUCCUGUUAGAAUCUGUUACAGACCCUCUUAUGUCCAGUACCUGAUUAUCAGGUAUAUCAACCAGACCACAGGACUAAUGUCUCCUGUUAGAAUCUGUUACAGACUCUCUUAUGUCCAGUACCUGAUUAUCAGGUAUAUCAACCAGACCACAGGACUAAUGUCUCCUGUUAGAAUCUGUUACAGACUCUCUUAUGUCCAGUACCUGAUUAUCAGGUAUAUCAACAAGACCACAGGACUAAUGUCUCCUGUUAGAAUCUGUUACAGACUCUCUUAUGUCCAGUACCUGAUAAUCACAGGUAUAUCAACAAGACCACAGGACUAAGGUCUCCUGUUAGAAUCUGUUACAGACUCUCUUAUGUCCAGUACCUGAUAAUCAGGUAUAUCAACCAGACCACAGGACUAAAGUCUCCUGUUAGAAUCUGUUACAGACUCUCUUAUGUCCAGUACCUGAUAAUCAGGUAUAUCAACAAGACCACAGGAGGUUGGUGGCACCUUAAUUAGGGAGGACGGGCUCGUGGUAUUGGCUGAAGAGGAAUCAGUGGAAUGGUAUCAAAUACAUCAAACAUGUGGUUUCCAUGGUUUCCAUGUUUGAUGCUGUUCCAUUGGCUCUGUUCCAGCCAUUAUUGUGAGACUCCUCCCCUCAGUUUCCUGCGAACAAGACUGAGUGAAAUGUUUAUAUUGUAGCUUCAACCUGUCAGCUUCUGUGAACAAGACUGAUUAAACCAUUUAGUGAAAUGUUUAUAUCGUAGCUUCAUGUCAAUGUGCCAGUUUUUUGUUUGACUUUAAGUGUUUAUUUUUGCUCUGCUUUUUUAGUAUUCACCUUGAUUAUAUACAGAGGGGUCAAAUUAUUGACAUCCUUGUUAAAGAUUAGCAAUAAUGACUAUAUUAAAUAAAUAAAAUACUGACCUAUUGUAUGCUCAAAAUAAAUUGUAAAUUAUAUUAAUUUAAAAUAAUAUAAUUGCUCAGAGAUAUAUUUGUUUGUAAUGUAUUUUUGUUGUAAAAAGUUAGGGGUCAAAAUGAUUGACAGCCCAAAAUCUACAGGAGUGUGAUGAUGUCAUUGCUAUGAAUAUAGAACCAGAGACUGACCUUCUGACUAGUUUAUUAGACUCUUUAGGGGGGUCAAUCAUUUAGAAAAUAAAUACUACUCCUUAAACUAAAUAUUAUAAUCAGGUCAAUCGUAAUAGCAAUAAAAUAAUAUAAUUAACUCAUGUUGAGCAGGUGAUAAAGCUCAGUAUUUAAAUUAUUUAUUUAUACAGUCAUUAUCUUUAUCAAGGGUGUCAAUAAUUCCAGACCCACUGUAUAUUAUAUAUUGAUGUAUAUUAUACAGUCAUUACCUUUAUCAAGGGUGUCAAUAAUUCCAGACUCCACUAUAUAUUAUAUAUUGAUGUAUUUUAUACAGUCAUUAUUACCUUUAUCAAGGGUGUCAAUAAUUCCAGACCCACUGUAUAUUAUAUAUUGAUCAUGUAUUUACAGUUGAAUGGUAUUUUCCAUGUAUUGUUGAUUUCUUGAUUUUAAUAAACUGGGACAUCAUUGUGUGAGAA
Messenger RNA from Salvelinus fontinalis (brook trout), 3001 nucleotides. RefSeq names its product putative selection and upkeep of intraepithelial T-cells protein 1 homolog. The record is from RefSeq and is a predicted model, not a curated record. The transcript has 9 exons. Lineage: Eukaryota; Metazoa; Chordata; Actinopteri; Salmoniformes; Salmonidae. The coding region runs from base 220 to 1122 and encodes 300 amino acids.